AUGAACGACUCCUGCUCACGUGCCCAGGAAGAUUUGGCGAAUGAUGAUAUCAUCGAGAAAUGCUUGGAGGCGAAGGGAGGACAGCGGCAGCUGAUUAUGAACAACUGCCAAACAUCUCGCAAAGAGGUGGAGCUCUAUUCAUCUGCAGGAAAGCCUGGAAAGCUCGUGCAGAUUCCAGAGGGCCAAGUGAAGAGCCUUUGUACCGCGGCUCGAACCAUCUUUCUGGACCAGAGUCCUUUGUUGGAGCUCGAGGCGCCAUUGAAAAUCUGCGGCGACGUGCACGGUCAGUACCACGACCUCCUGCGGCUUUUUGAGUAUGGUGGUUUUCCUCCGGAGAGCAACUACCUCUUUCUAGGCGACUAUGUGGACCGUGGCAAGCAGAGCUUGGAAACCAUCACCCUGCUUUUCGCCUACAAGGUGAAGUUUCCUGAGAACUUUUUCUUGUUGCGCGGCAAUCAUGAGUGUGCAUCCAUUACUCGCAUCUACGGCUUCUAUGAUGAAUGCAAGCGCCGCUACAACAUCAAAUUGUGGAAGCAGUUCUGCUCCAUGCCUGUGAAGCGCAUUGUGCGCCCCACAGACGUGCCUGAUACCGGAUUGAUUUGUGAUUUCCUGUGGGCCGAUCCAGACAAGGAGAUCACUGGGUGGGCCGAGAAUGAUCGUGGAGUGUCCUUCAUUUUUGGCCCCGACGUAGUAAGCACCUUCUUGCAGAAACAUGACAUGGAUUUGGUGUGCCGGGCGCACCAAGUUGUGGAGGAUGGCUACGAAUUCUUUGCCAAGCGCCAGCUGAUCACUUUGUUCAGUGCUCCGAACUAUUGUGGGGAGUUUGACAACGCGGGCGCCAUGAUGUCUAUUGAUGACACAUUGAUGUGCAGCUUCAAGGUGCUGAAGCCAGUGAAGAAGAAAUAA
Molecule: messenger RNA, 906 nt
Organism: Durusdinium trenchii
Lineage: Eukaryota; Dinophyceae; Suessiales; Symbiodiniaceae
Source: the annotation of a GenBank genome assembly